UUAGUUACAGUGCGUGAACGCGGUCGCUAGGCUGUCUUCGCUUCUGUGCUGAAUAAUUGUGUCGUGCUUUAUUGCGUGUGUGACGUUGAUUGCUCGAGGUAUUAUAUACGUGUUACAAAUGCUUACUUCGAAGUUCAUCGAAUCUGUUUCGGAAACUGUACGAUUUUUAUGAUUACUACAACGUGUUUUACGUGUUAAAUUGAUAUAACUACAAACUUUUCACGUACUCUUUCCAACCAAAUCGUGUGGAAACAUUCCUUUGUCUUCAUUGUUAUAUGGUGUGACAAUUCAGCUAUUUCUCAACUUGUUAACCAAGGAUUGAACUUUCAACUAUUCUGUACUAUUCCAGACAUUUGUGAUCCAAAAGUUUAAUUUGAAUACUUCAUUAUUGAAGAAUUACAAUCAAUAAACAAUCGUGAACUAGUUACAACUAAUGUUCCUAACUGUAAAUAAUGAACAUUCGUUAACUAUAGUUAGAUGAAAAUCUGUGUAAUGAGCAUGCGCAAUGAGUGGCCGUUUCGCUGGCCACCUUCUACCAGCUGAUAACAACAACAACAGCAGCAACAACAACAAGAACAACAACAUAAGUGUGAGUGGUUAUGACAAUGUGCCGACCAACAGUCGUGCCUACAGACAACAACAGAAUGUUUGCAACGGAAAUUACGUUAACUAUUCAUCAGAUUGUGAUGAGGAUGACGAUCAUGAUGAUAAUGAACUAGGUGCUGCCGGAUGUUCUUCGUUUCACAGUCACCUAACGCAAACGAGCUCUUGGUUGCCACCAGUUGAGGCUUGGCAUAGAGCUGCCACAGGGUUGCCCUAUGGCUGGGAACAGGCCACAGACAGCGAUGGAAAGCUAUACUACAUCAAUCAUAUCAAUAAGACGACGACGUAUGAGGACCCGCGCGCGGAUUGGUCGGAGGAUCCCCCCCAACCCCGCCUGGUCCAGCUCACCCGCCACCCGCAGCUUGGCUUCGGUUUCGUUGCCGGCAGCGAAAAGCCUGUCAUUGUCAGGUUUGUCACGGAGGGCGGGCCAAGCGAGGGUAAGCUGCUGCCUGGUGACCAGAUCCUUCGCAUUGAGGAGGAGGACGUGAGCAUAGCACCACGUGACCAUGUCAUCCAGCUGGUCAAGGCGUGUGCUGUCACAGUGCAACUCUUGGUCACCCAACCACCGCUCGAUAAUUCGACUCGAAAAUCGGCUCUCCUCAGUUCAGCGAAGAAAGCAAAGUUAAAAACGAAUCCUUCGAGAGUGCGCUUCGCUGAAGGCGUUGUAGUCAAUGGAUCACCACUCUACCCGGUUUCGGCGUUCAGUGCGGGCGACCCGAACAUCCCCCUUAUGCCGAACGUGCUGAAGGUGUUCCUGGAGAACGGACAGACCAAGUCGUUCAAGUACGACAGCACGACGCGGGUGCGCGACGUUGUCGCCUCACUGCAGCAGAAGCUCUGCCUGCGGGCCAUCAACCACUUCUCGCUUGUCCUCGAACAGGUCAAGAGUCUCCGGCGAAACAAGUUGACGCUGCUCAAUCCCGAUCAUACGCUCGCCAGGAUAGCGUCAAGGCCCGGUUCACACAAUCUUCGCUGCUUAUUUCGAGUGGCUUUUGUACCAAGGGAUGCAUGUGAAUUAGCUCAACAAGAUCUGUCGGCCUUCGAAUAUUUGUAUUUACAGUGUUGCAACGACGUGGUCCAAGAAAGGUAUGCUCCCGAGUUGAAGUACGACAUAGCACUGAGACUGGCCGCCCUCCACAUACACCAGCAUGCCAUCUCCAAUAAUAUUCCACCCAGCAAGAUCACCGUCAAAGCAAUCGAGAAGGAAUUCGGCCUGGAGAGGUUUGUGCCGGUGUCGUUGAUGGAGUCGAUGAAGCGGAAGGAGCUGCGGAAACUGCUCAGUCAUCUGCUGAAGCUCAACCAAACGAUGACCGGCUCUAGCCACAAGUGUCUAACUAGUUUACAAGCCAAAUUAUAUUAUUUAAGCAUCAUUUCUGAAUUACCCAGCUACGGCGCCAAGUGUUUUUCAACAAAUAUCAGGGAUUGCAAUAUGGAGACUGUCAUUCUAGUGAGUCCUAAAUUAGGAAUUAGUCAAAUAAUUGGGCUGAGGAAUAGUGUGCCUGUACCAUUAGCUGAUAUUGAACAAUUAGCGAUGGUGAAAGUACAAAGAGAGGAUCAAAUUUCAAGUCUUGUUACAUUAUCGAUACCUUCAGCUUUACAAAAGAUGCAUAGAAUCGCCGUUACGUCGACUUUUACCCCUUGGCAUUAUCAUCAAGAAGUAACGUUUAGUAUGGAAGAUCGUGAUGCAGAGGAGUUAGUUCUGGUUUUACAAGGCUAUUACAGGUUGUUGACGGGACAGAGUUUAGCUGUACAACAGGACGUUGACGUUUGGAUGCUAGAUUCAGCCCCACUGUACCACUCUCAACAUGCAGUCAAGCCAGAAAAGUGGAGCUAUGCAGAAACUAGUGAACCCAAAGAUGAAAAGUUUGUCAACUUCACCGUGUCUCCACCAUACCAUCCUGUCACAGCUAAACAUAGUACUUCGAACGGAACGCUGAAAAUGUCACAUAGUAAUAGCAAGAUGAUUCCAAGUAAUGGUGUCGACAAUAAUAUGAACAAUAUGACUGGAAAGUUGAAAGACGAGAAUGGUUACCCGAUGAAAAGGACGGCAGGAGAUGGACUGGCAGCCGAGGACAAGUUCGGCAUAGACAUGCAGAGUGUCGUCUCCAUGGAGAUUCUGGAGAGCGACCCUGCUUUCGUCGAGGCUCACAACGAGGAGGUAAUGAGGAGGGUAGCAGAGAUGCAAGAACUGGUUCAAAACUCUGAGCAGUACCUGACGAGACAGCAUCAGCGCGAGUCCAGUGACUCAGAAGGCUCGCACAUAUCGUCACAGGACUCGGAUGCGCCAGGCCAGCUCAAGCAUAGUGAUUCUCUACUGCUUUUGAAUCAAGUUGGCCAGAAUCCAGUACCUGAGAAUUUGACUGAAGCCGUACAGGGUCUAGACUUGUCGGUUGAGACUGAAAGUGAUACAGACUCGGUUAGCACUCCGUCUAACAGUCCGUCGCACAAAAAUCAUCAUGGUAAAAACCGGGACUCAGACUCCAGUUUCGGCUUGCACAGUCCUGACAAUUUGGUACCAGGGGCAGGGCAGGAAGCUUUACAGGAACUGUGGAAAAGAUUGCAAGAAGAAACGGCCAGCCUUGGAUUGGAAGUUGGAGGGGGAAGCCUCUACCUGGAUCCUGAUAUUAUUGAUUUAACGCUGUUACCACCUCCCAUAACUCCGGAAAAGGAAGUGUUCAAUCUGCCUGCUGAAUUAAGACUGCCUCCUGUUCCAUUUGCUGACUGCACUGAUGGUGCAUCGAAAAAUUCCGCGCCUGUUUUAGAAGACAGCCUGCCGGAGAAAGAUGUGCUGAGUUUGGACCUGGACUCAUUUUUGGCGACAAUGACUGUUCCGCCGCCGCUGAGGACUGGAUCCACGCUCGAACUCACCUCUGAGCAGAUCAACUCUUUCAUCAUUCCACCCCCUCCACCUCCUUCUGACAUACCAGAAACCGUGCCAUCACCCGUAAAACUGAACGGCCACGCAGUGGGCGCCGGUAACGUCGGCGAACUGUCGGCAGACAGCGACCAGUGUACGGCGCAAAACAGACCGACGACGGAAAGACGCGGAAGCACGGCUAGCAGCAAAAGCAAGACUAGUUUCUCGUGUUGUAGCAAACCGCGCCAAGCGAGUCCUGAGGGGUCGCCACCACCUGUGCUGGGGUUACCGCCUAGGGGUGACUCGCCCAGUGCGCCAUCGCGGCCUCCUAAGCCGUCAGUCACACCUCCGCAGCUACCGCCCCGGUCUGACUCCAUCAGUAGUGGAACGUUGAGUCGGAAACCGCCUCUACCGCCUGUCACAUCUCAGGAGAUUUCGCUGAAGACCGGUUUCUUGUCACUGAGCCGGGAAGGAGUGAGUGCGUGUGGCGCACUCUGUGAACGGCUGGCGCAAGUUGCCACCCAAUGCAGUGAUGACCAGGCGCAUGGUGGAGGCGCCAGCAUGGAUGAGGCCAGGUUCCAGGAAGCCAAAGAAGCCCUUACACUGGAAGCGAGGAAACUGGUGACGUCAUCCAAACUUCUGGUGCGCAGUAGCAGCGCGGUUUCGUCCAACCUGAACCCAUCAGCGGCCGAGUUCGAAACCCACCUAAACAGCUGUCUGUCACUCUUGCGACACAUCACCGACCUCACUUCCAAGAUGGCCGCCUUCACGGCGUCCCCCCUCCACACGCAGAACCUGGUGCUCAAGGUCAAGGACGUGGUCGCUGUUUUCAAACAGCUGUUGGCCACUGAAGGCCAGGAGGCUUUGCUCACCAAACAGGCCGAGAACUUGGCGAGUGUAUUGGCAACACUACUCCGAAGUUUGAGAGUUUUCACGCCCUAGUUCGAUAGGUUGCACGGGCGUGUGUAGAAUACGUUCGUGUGCUGUGAAACAGUCUGAAAAACAACCAAAAAAUGAUGAAAUUACUGAGAAACUACUUAAAAUACGGAUGACUGGGGUCUGGAUAGGUUGAUUAAAAGCUGUGAUGGAACAGGAACAGGAGUAUGAAAAUGGUUGCACCGGUAAGUUCUUCUAACUUGAAUGUGCUGUGUAACAUACUAGAAAACUACUAAAAAUGAUGAAAUUACUGAAAAACUAUUCGAAAACGGAUGAUUAGGGUCUGGAUAGGUUGCUUAAAACUAUAGUAAAACAGAAGUUUAGAAAAUGUUCGACAGGUUGCAUCGGUAAGUGCUUUUAACCUGAAUGUGCUGUGAAACAUACUGGAAAACUACUAAAAUAGGUUGAACUACUGGAAAACUACUCAAUUUUUUUUAUAAAAUUACACUUUUCAAUUGUCACUUCAUUAUAACUAUGCAGACUGCAUUUAUGUCGUCGGUAAUGAAUUGAAAAAUCAAAAUUGAAAUUUAUUCAUCGGAGUUCGUGAUUGAUGAAAAUUAUUUUCGACACAAUUAUCAAAAACUACUUAAAAUACUGAUAAAUGAGUUCUAAAUAAGCUGCUUAGAAGAGUAUUGGACCAGUAGUUUAAGAGUCUCUUUAUUUGAUGGGUUGCAGAGUUGUUUUUUAGCAGGAGCCAGAAUUCUACUUAAAAUAGUAAUAAAAUUACUGUGAAUCUACUCAAAUCACUGAAAAAUAUGGUUUGAAUAGGUGACUUUCAAGGUUAUAAGAACAUAUUGUAUUUUAGAGUAGUUAAAGCGGAUAUGAAGCCUUUUUCGUGCUGAGUAAUGACAUAAGGUGUUACUGUAAUACUCAAAAAGUACUGGAAAAUAAGGUCUGAAUAGUAGGUUGCUGAUAAGGGUAGAAGAACAACAUUUUGAACUUCUAUUAUUUUGAGGCUGUACCCACAGAUUCUUAGUGAGGAUUUCUUUACUACCAACACUUCUCUCUUACUAUUUAUCUAGCUUGAAUCUCAAUAUUUUUUUUAUAAUUCGCCUAUGUAUUAAUUAUGCAACAUUCCGUUUUACAAGAACACUCUAUCAUAUUAACACAUAUUAUUCACUACCGUACCGUUAAUCAUUUUUAUUUGGAAAAUAGUUUUAGAGAUAAAAUGAGUGCUCAUUGAAUCCACCCCUCUUCAACCUCACCAAAGAUGUAAAUAAUUUGAAAUAGUUUCUAUUGAUUGUUUCUCAUAAAGUACAGUAAACAUAAAAUAUGAGUUUACUUGACUUCAAUGGAAAAAUUCACAUGAUUUCGUUUCUGAUAGCAUUGUAAAAAAGAUACACAUGGACAUAGAAAAGAUUCACGAAAUAUUUGACAGUGGUAGUAGUCAUUCAAUAUAGUUGGUUUACAAUCACACUAUUCUUGACAAAUCUUAGAGCUGUAUCUUAUUUUUAAACCAUACAUUUACACUAUUACUUAUUCUUGACAAAAUCUCUCUCUUCUCUCUCUGACAUUUUCAUCAUUUUUACUUGUUUUGUAAUUGGUCAUAAGAAUAAUUAUUUCGGAAAAUCGAAUUAAUUUCUCUAAGGCUACAACUAUACUCUGAUUAUAAUGACUCAUACUCUUAGAAUAAUAUUUUAUUUUGAUUGGCCACAAAGAUGCGAAUACGAAUUGGAUGUAUCACUGAAUGAUUUUUAUGUUGAACAGUUACCUAAUAUGCUCUGAGGUUCUAUGAUUCGUUUUUAGUUCAUAAUUGACAGGGUAAUCAAAAUUAGGUUUUAAUUCCAAUAAAAUUAUAAUCCAAUGAAUUAUAAUUAUAAUCAACCCAAAAAUAUCAAAUAGCGUAGAUAUUUGUUUAACAAGUUCUUCACUCUAUAUUUAGAAGUGUAUAUUUUAUUAUCGACGUAUGAUUUUGUUAUGUACAUUCAGAAUAUUGUAUAUACAAAGAUUGUAUACGUAGUUACAGUUAUGUAGCUUAUGUAAAUAGAAUGUAAAUUUGUAAAUGUAUAACUGUCGAGCACAAUGUACUUGAAAAUUUUAAUACUCAAUGUGAAUAAUUUACUGAUGGGUUAACUUACUUUAGGCUGGUUUUCAACCAAUUUGUAUAUUUUCCGCUCAAAUUAAUUCCUGGGUCUGAAAAUUAUCUAUCGGCGUCCACAACUUUACUGAAUACUGGUUCUUGGAAAUUGAUUACAUUUACAUUUCUUUCAAUGUUGUGUCAAAGUUUCUUUGCUAUAAAAUACAGUAGUAAAAUAUUAAAUUUGUCAACUAUCUAACUUGGUUGAAAAUGAUGUCACCAUAAGUAGGUAGUAAAUAAUUUUCUUCAUUGUUAAUCAUCACAAUUAUUAUCCAACUUUUAUUAUAUCACACAUCACAUCAGAACUAAUAAAUGUAAAUUAUGUAAAACAAGAUACAAGAAUAAUUAUUGAAUAAUCAUAUAAUUAUCAUUUCAUGUUAAUAGCUGGCACUCAUUUGUACCUGCAUGCCUUAUUGGCAUCUUAUGUUUUGUUUUAAUGUUUAUAGUUUAUGUAUUUGGACCUUUCAACCAUGUAUUAAAAUAAUCAUAAUCUAUAGUCGAAGGACCUAUCACCUUAUUAAUAGCAAGGUGUUGUUGAAAAUUGUGCUCAUAAAAAAAUCGUAAUCUAGUCAUUAGAGAAACAAUUGAAAAACAAUCUAUGAUGGUGCAGCAAGCACUUUAUUAUUGAAAAAUCUAGAAAAUUUUAGUUCACUGGAAUUUACAUUGGGUUCACAAUCAACACAAUAAAAAUCGAUUUAUGUUUGUGGAUUUGCAUAGUUAUGUAGAGUGUAAACGUUAUGUUAUGAGUUUGUUGCUAGUAAAUAAUUCUACCAUUUUCUAGAGGUAUUAUUCCAAAAUAUUCCAAGUGAUUCGAAUUGAUAUAGUUGUAUGCAAUGAAUUAUUAUCGUAUGGAAGGUUUGAGAAAAAUAGUUUUAUAAAUAAAAUUAAUAUAUUGUAAUGUACCCCGAGUAUACAAACGAAUUUUUUGGAUUGUUUCAGUGACGAAAUUUUCUACUUCGUAUCUUUACGAUAAUAUUUCAUAAUUUCAAAAACAGAUAUUAUUAUCAUGUACUCUAUUAAUAUUGAUGACGAUAAUAUAAUAUUAUUGUAGAUAGUAAUGAUAAUAUUGUAACGUAUCAAAAAUGGAAAUUGUAACAUCAUUAAUAACUCGUAUGCGAGUAUAAAAUCAGAAUUUUACAAGUGAAAUAAAUUUUUCGAUGAAUA
Molecule: messenger RNA, 7637 nt
Organism: Nilaparvata lugens (brown planthopper)
Lineage: Eukaryota; Metazoa; Arthropoda; Insecta; Hemiptera; Delphacidae
Exons: 26
Coding region: 506-4402 (1298 amino acids)
Cellular component (GO): cytoskeleton
Molecular function (GO): protein binding
Source: RefSeq, a predicted model, not a curated record